ACGAACAAUGAAAGGGAUUGUCAAGACUAACCCAUUUACGAUGAGUGGUUAUUUUAAUGUGAAUAACCCAUGUAAAAUUAACAGUGAUGUGGUAUAUGAUUCUGUUAACGACCAGUUCAUUUCCUUCCUAUCCGGAUCUCUUUGGGGCUGUCGAUGGGGCGACGAAAAUAAAGAGAUCCGAUCAAACACUAUUUCGUGGAGUUAUCCGGCUUUGGACUCAGAAGAUCGACUUUUGUUUGGCUAUUGGGACAAUUGUAUUGUAUCCCUGAGAUUAGACGAUGCUUCUGCAGAACCUGUUGUUGUAGUCAAUGGAACAACCGUUGAGAAUGAACUUGUUUUAGAUACAGAGAGAAAUGAAAUUUAUUGGUGGACACAUCUAAAUGACAAAGACCACCGUAUCAACAGAGUUAGUUACAAUGGUGAUUCGGAGAUUCAGGUUUGGGGAUCAUCCAGCCCUCUCAAAAUGAUUACUUUUCAAGCUCCCAGGAGCCUGAGGGGCGGGGCCAAAAAGGUGGAAAUUGACUAA
Messenger RNA from Mizuhopecten yessoensis (Yesso scallop), 526 nucleotides. RefSeq lists its product as uncharacterized. The record is from RefSeq and is a predicted model, not a curated record. Bases 8 to 526 code for a protein of 172 amino acids. Lineage: Eukaryota; Metazoa; Mollusca; Bivalvia; Pectinida; Pectinidae. The transcript is spliced from 4 exons.